AGGUAGCACCUUAUUGUGACCUCGCCUCUUCCCAUAUGGAAAACGUCAGUCAGCUGAUUCCAAUGGAAGUGUUUACUGCACGUUUUGCGGCAGAAGCUACAUAAACAACAUGUAAUAAUAAAAUUAGAUUAACAAUAGUAUACGAAGCAAAAUUUGGUGAUAUAAGAUUGGUUUAAAAUUAAGUAGGUGUGCAGAUAACAUGUGUGACUCAGAUUUCACGGACUUCGUACAGAGAUAUCUGGGCAUUGAAUGAACGAUCUGAAUCGUAUCAGUCCCGGAAAGCGUUUUAAUAUCAGAUAUUAGUGACGCGUGAUGACUAUACUUGUCAGUGCAGAUAACGCAGAAGUACACGGCUGGGGUUAAUGAAGAUGUAUUAAUGCUGGAAGAUACCUGGCCACAUUGUACAAUUGAAUUACAUCUUUCGUAUUUCAGAACAAAUGGAUGUUGGAAUUGUUAAAGUUGCUGAGGAUAAGGACUUUGAGAAACUGAAGAAACUUGUUGAUGAUCACACUGGAUGGAAACUUGAUUACAAUAAAUCAACAACAAAAGUUUGGACAAAAUCUGUUCCAAAAACAAGCUUCAAAAUGAUAAAGAUUUGUACCUUUUUUGCUGAAGUAAGUCCUCAGCAGAUAUAUGAUGUAUUGCAUGAUCCAGACUACAGAAAGGUUUGGGACCAACAUAUGAUAGAGUCACGUGACAUUGGCUGCCUUAACCCAAACAAUGAUGUUGGAUAUUAUGCAAUGUCCUGCCCAGCACCGUUACGGAACAGGGAUUUCAUACUACAGAGGUCAUGGUUGGACACAGGACAAGAACAAUUCAUCAUUAAUCAUUCUGUGUUUCAUCGAGAUUUCCCCCCAAAACGGGGCUUUAUUCGUGCAACAUCCUACCUGACAGGAUUCCUGAUCCGUCCUUCAGGCCCUGCGGGCUCAGAACUUAGUUACGUCUCUCAGACUGAUCCUCAAGGCACACUACCUCCAUGGCUAGUUAAUAAAGUUACACAAAUAUUUGCUCCAAAAUUGGUGAAGAAACUCUUUAAGGCUUCCAAAGCAUAUCCUGAGUGGAAGAAACAAAACAGCCCUAACUGGAAACCAUGGCACAAUCCUGAGCAAAUGACUGCGCCACGCAUCACCGUUCAAGAUUGCAUCAAGACGUCAGACAACAUCUUCCAUGAGGGAGAGGAUUUGGAAGUAGAUGAACAGAGUUUUGGAUCAAACUUGAAUCACUUAGAUGAGGACAGUGAUUGAUGUUCUAAUAGUCGGGUGGUGCCAUUUUUACAGAAUGUGUGCGUACAUAUUUUUUUAGAACUUUUCCUUUCAAGUAAUAUGAAUUACUUUCCACAGUAUGAUUAGUGAUCACGUUGACCAUACAGAUUUCAGAUAUUUAUUGUGCUGAAGUAGGAAUUGCUAAUCAUUCUCUCGUUCUAAUGCAGAGACAUACAUCAAGUUAAUCACAUUCAUUACCGCUGCUCUGAGAGAAGGUGGUACAAUCUUGUACCAGUACACUGUGUAUUGAAUGAAUACAGUAUUAAGGUAAUCCAAAUAAGGGUAACCAUUGAACAGACCCAAGUGAUCAGGACUUCACUUCUUAUUAUCUUAGUUAAAACACAAAAUCUGAAAUGAUAUGAGAAGGAAGAUCAGUGCAUGCGAAGUGAUACAGGCAGCGCUUGAAUCCGGUUUUUCUGUUAGUGAUUGUAUGUGCGUGUAUUUGUAACAUUAGUUACAUAAUUAAAAUUGUACAAAAUUAUUAUUAGUGAUACGUUAGAAACUUCAAGGAUCACGGGCUGCAAAGGGUGUUGGCAGAGUUGUCAAUAUCUUACUGCGUAGGAAACGUUUAAUGUAAAAAUAAAACAUCAAAACGUAAUUUAUUAAAGACUGAGUUUAAAAGUCAGAUCUAUUGCUUGUUCUGAUCUUGCUGGUCUUGUAUGAGCCUAAAUGGAGUACUUUCUUUAAUAAUAAAAUUUGUAUGGGAAAUGAGGAUUCAGUGUCAUAAUGAGUGCAUCAUUAUGCUUGAAUUUUUAAAAUGGCAGCCAAUUUGAAGACAUGAGAAUGAUAAUGUAUAGGUUGCUUAUUAGAUCAUGUUAAGCAGAAUGAAAAUAUUUAAAGUAUUUGUAGAAUAUUAAAUUCUUGAAAUUCUAAACAUUCAUAAAAUAAUCUUUGACCUAAACCCUUCAAUUUUUAAAAUAAUUCCAUCCAAACACAGUUCGUUGGUAGACAGUCUGAAACGUGAGUUUAUUCGUGUAUCUCAUAGAUUUACACUACCUCAAUAAAUUCCAUAUUUAUCUCUAAAUAGCCUGACCUUUCCUCCUGUCAGCUAAGAUUCUCUGCAGAAAAUAGACAAAUAUUGAUACAUUUGUAAUCUUUACAUUAACUAACAGUCUACAGAGAAUGCAUCUUCGAGCUUCAGUUGAAUGCUGAGUAUAUAAAAAUGCGAUGCCUUCUCGAUUUACAACUGAAAGUUCCUUUUGUGUGUGAUUAUUAAAUGUGUCAUUUAUUUCCUGACGAUGGCGUCUGCAGUUUCUCUAGAUAAUUUUCAGUUAAGUUACUGAAAACAUAAAUAUGAAAUACAGAGUUUAUGUAUUCUGACUGUAAUAGAGAAGGAUAUUUAAAGCAAGACAUAUUUGUUACAGUUUGGAAAACAGACGAACCUUUCUUGUAACAUAAACAGUGAGACUGUAAUCAUAAAACUUGUUGUGUAGAUGGACUGUCAACCCAACCUCUUGUUUCUAAGGGUGACAGAGACACAUUUUUUCUGGAGUAAAUCUCUGCUGUAUAUAUUUUGUUAAUAUUACUUUCAUAAGUCAUUGUACCGGGGGGGGCAUAAAUGUCGUAGUACCGAAUUAUUUAACAGUAAUAAUUAUAUCUUGUGAUAAUGCUUAUGAGAAGGUGCUAAAACUGUGACUUCUAAAAUCUGAGUGACAAAUGAAUAAAUCAGCUUUUGUUAUAUGAAUUUUAUCUGAUGACAUUUUUUGGAUUUCAUUGUUUGUUGUGAUCAGUAUCAGCAGCAUAGUAUUAAAGAACUGAAGCAUUUGAAUAGUUUCUUUCUCUUCUUUUCUGAAAAGUGAUUAGGACUUAAUUUCCAUCACACAUCUUGUUAUGUAAUUGAAGGUUUCAACAAGUUUUAUGUUUGUGUUGAAUUCUUCUGAGUAUAAAUUUCUAAAAUAUGAAACUGUAAGAAGAGCGUGGAUUUGUAUACAUACAUGUACCCAUAUUAAAGUUUUGUCUGCCUGCAA
This is a messenger RNA of Zootermopsis nevadensis, 3229 nucleotides long. Its product is annotated as START domain-containing protein 10. Gene Ontology annotation, molecular function: lipid binding. Lineage: Eukaryota; Metazoa; Arthropoda; Insecta; Blattodea; Termopsidae. The record is from RefSeq and is a predicted model, not a curated record.